AUGUCGUCCUCCACGCUGGGAAAGAAACGAAAACGCGGCUCGGACGAUGGAGACCAGGUCGCGCUCAGCCUGAGCGAAUUACCCGCGAGUCAAGUGGGCCCCGUCCUCGGCAGUUUCCCCUCCACACGCCCGCCAUCCGACACCCCAUUUCGGUGCUAUGCGCACGUAGAGAGGGACAGGAAAGCGCCGUUCGAGCUUCAGCACAUCCUGGUUGCCGGAGAGGCAGAGAAGGUCGACUUUUCUUCCGCCGAUGUUCCUUCCUCCGCCUCCUCUGGAUGCAGUUACAUGGUUGCUGUUCAUGACAAACGGACCAAGAUCACCACCUUCCGUCCCGCACCCCUCCAUAUUCUCGCUCGCCAAGUGAAGGCUCUCAAAAACCUCCAGCCGAUCGAGGUUUCCACCGAAGAACGGAUGGAGCUCCGCAACAAUCUGGGAGAGGCGUUCGGAACGAAGAAAGCCAAGUCUGCUAUCAGGGCGAGAGAGCGGAACAGGGUGGACAUCGAUGCUAUGAAGGAUGUUGCCGGACACCUCCAGGACACCAUCAUGCAGAACACAGAGACUCUACCCACUGCCGAGGAAGCCAAGGAAGCUGCAGAUAGCAGUAGGCUUGUUCCCCCAUACAACGCAGAAGCUCAACGGCCUCAAGACGUAUACCCCAUCAACAGCGUCGUACCUGAGGUCGAGUUCAACGCCCUCCCCAUAUCCUCCUUCAAGUCGACCAAGACUCACGAAGAACGUCGUGCUCUUCUCCCUUUCAAUCGGUCUGACUGGGUCAAUUGGCACCUAAGGUUGAUGUACUCCGCUCCGAAGCCUAAUAAAACCAACCUGAAGCUUGUCUACUACAUCUCCACCAUGAUGGCACUGUUGAAGAGCUCACGGUCCGUAGGGGACAAGGACGCUUUGCAGCAGCGCUUGACCGGAGUACCGUCCAUCGUUAUUGACGGUCUCCUAUCAAGAUUCACGGAGAAGGAGCGCGGCACGAAUAAAGCGAAGAUGACGCCGCAGACGGAGACGAUGCUGCUCACCUACAUGUUCGCGCUUUGCCUGCGAAUAGACGACUAUGCCGCCGAUUUCAUGACGCUCGCUCGUGACCUGAGCAUGCAGCCCGCCAAAGCAAACGGCUUAUUCAAGUCGCUAGGGUGCACCAUCAAAACGCUCGCUUUCACCGAGCUCAAGGAGAUCGGGCUCCCCGACUCGGAGGCGGAGACGAAGCGCGCCGUACUCAAAGUCCCGCUCGAGUUCCCGAAGACAAGGCAGAAGCGCGGGCGACGGUGA
This is a messenger RNA of Epithele typhae, 1275 nucleotides long. RefSeq names its product RNA polymerase I associated factor A49-like protein. The transcript has 8 exons. Bases 1 to 1275 code for a protein of 424 amino acids. Gene Ontology annotation, molecular function: DNA binding. Gene Ontology annotation, cellular component: RNA polymerase I complex. The record is from RefSeq and is a predicted model, not a curated record. NCBI's taxonomy places the organism in Eukaryota, Fungi, Basidiomycota, Agaricomycetes, Polyporales, Epitheliaceae. Gene Ontology annotation, biological process: transcription elongation by RNA polymerase I; RNA polymerase I preinitiation complex assembly; nucleolar large rRNA transcription by RNA polymerase I.